Molecule: messenger RNA, 2770 nt
Organism: Ictalurus furcatus (blue catfish)
Lineage: Eukaryota; Metazoa; Chordata; Actinopteri; Siluriformes; Ictaluridae
Product: cadherin EGF LAG seven-pass G-type receptor 2-like
Exons: 15
Coding region: 815-2551 (578 amino acids)
Biological process (GO): homophilic cell-cell adhesion
Cellular component (GO): plasma membrane; catenin complex
Molecular function (GO): cadherin binding; calcium ion binding
Source: RefSeq, a predicted model, not a curated record
AUGCAUAAUUUCAGUUAAUUUAAUAAACUGUUCAAAUGUACUUCUUUAUAGUCUCUUAUUGAAUAUGCAAUAAUUGUUACGAUUGUUAAUAAUGAUUGUUUUUAUACGUGCCAAUGAGAAAACAUAAUUGGGGAUUGGGGGCUUUGGGCCCGGAGUAUAAAUUAGCCAGGGGGCCCAAAAACCCUAGCGGUGCCCCUGGCUAAAAAAUAUCACCUCAAGUGGAGAUCAAGUCCGUGUAAAUCACCUGACUCGACUGUCACUGAUAGGCUGCUUCACAGGAUCCCAUCCCUUCUCUCUUGUCCUGAGUUCUCCAUUUCACAACAUUAAAUGUAACUAUCAACAGAACUACGAAUAGAAUCAGCAACCUUUGGCAAAUUGCCGUGGUAUAAGUGGAGCAAAAAACUUUGGGACACGUUGGCUCUUGGAAAAUAAUCAUCUUUGGGGUGGUCACAGUGUCUCCACUUCUUCACGCCACCCCAGCGUUGAUUAUUUUCCCAGACCAGCGUGACUAUAAGUUUCUAUUCCCUAAAACACACGCACCUUGGGUCAUAUUGUAAAAUCAACAUUUACUGGGCCUUGAGACCUUUGAACCGCACAUAGAGUCAUUACAGUUUAUGACAAGCAGUGCAAUAAGAGCUAUAGAUGGAGAUAGAGAGGGAGGUAAGUGUGUGCGUGUGCGUGUGUGUGUGUGUGGGGGGGGGAUUAUGGCCAGCCCAGAUUGCUGUUCCCUCCCUGUACUCUUCCUCACAUCUCAUCUGCAGUGUAAGGUUCACUGGGCACGUAUCGAGACACAGAAGACACACUGGUGGACGAUAUGAACUUCUUCUGCUCUGUACUCUGUAUUCUGGCCUGCGUGUGUGUUCACACCGUACAGGCCGCUAUCGGUACCUCAGAGAUAAACUGUGCAGGUGGAAGUACGUUCGACGUGGGUUCUACUACAGAGGGCUUUGAAGGAGAUGUUGAGAUCCUGACGAAUAUCAGCCCCGGGGAGAACCUGCAGCUGGAGGCUCACCACUUCUCCAUCGGUAUAACCUUUCUGGAGCUGGUCCAUCUUCCUGGAGAAACGACUGCCACCAUCAAAACUACAAAACCUCUCGAUGCUGACGCUCUGAGCGAGUCUGGUGGAACUUUGUACUAUAUAGUGAAAUGCAAAACCUUUAAGAACACUCGGACCCUUACUGUUGCGGACAUCAAUGACAACGCGCCAGUUUUUGAUCAGAAACAAUACACGUCUACCGUGUCAGAGACGGAAGGAGUGGGUUUCCAGGUCCUGAAGGUGCGAGCGGUCGAUGCUGACGCUACACCAGCAAACAGCAUAGUGACUUAUUCCUUACUGUCUCCAGCUCCGCCUGAGUUUGAGGUGCGGAACGAUGGGACCAUCAGGUUACUCAGUCGGCUGAACUACAACGUCGCCAGUCUCUACAACUUCACUGUGAAAGCUGUGGAUAGUGGGGGUCUCUAUGACACCACCACUGUCAUCAUCAACGUCCAAGACUUUGACAACAUGAACCCGUAUUUCGACCACGCUCUGUACCAGGCAUCCGUUCCUGAGAAUCAGGUCGGAACCUUCACAACGGUCACGCCGGAGGCUAUAAAAGCUCGAGAUGGAGACACGGGAAUCAAUCAGACUGUAGUUUACGACAUAAUCAGCGUCACUCCAAGUAAAUAUCAGCCCAACUUCGGCAUCGACCAGAACACCGGGGUCGUCUCAGUGACGACGGCGUUGGACAGAGAGGAAAUAGAAACCAUCACACUCCAAAUACAGGCAGCUCAGGAGGACGACAGUACUAAAACCGCCAAUGCUGUUGUGCUCGUCUCCAUCGAGGAUGUGAACGACAAUGCACCGGAGUUUGACCAGAGCAACUACACUGUGGUUAUUCCGGAAAAUUCCCCCCGAGACCGCUUUGUUCUUCAGGCCAAAGUCACAGACCUGGAUCAGGGAGGUUUUGUGGGAACGCUGAGGCUUGUUCCAGAUACAGUUCCUUUCUCCAUCAGUCCAGACGGAUCCAUCUGGGUGAAGACGUCCACCGAGCUGGACAGAGAGACCACCCGAGACUUCACUUUUCAGAUCGAGGCAAGAGAGGACCCCCCCUCCACCCACAGCACGACGGCCAGCGUGAACAUCACCCUCUCGGACGAGAACGAUAACAGCCCAGUGUUCGGAAGCACCAAGUAUGAGGGCAGAGUUCCCAUGGAUCAGACCGUUGGCAUGCUUGUUGUCAAGGUAGAAGCAACAGACCUAGACGAGGGACCGAACGGGCAAAUCAGAUACUUCAUCAACUUUGGGAAUGAAGAGGGCUAUUUUGGCAUAAAUGAAAACACAGGCGAGAUAUCGUUAAACAAGACCAUCCCACUUCUGGAGAACAAGAUCCUCCAGUUUUUCUUGUACGUGACUGCAAAAGAUGGGGGCAGCGUGAGCCUAUCUUCCUCCGUUGUCGUGGACAUUAAGGCACCUGGAGACUCUCGUCCACAUUUCCUUCAGAAAACAUAUCAAGGGAAAGUAGAGGAAGAGGAAGAGGCGGGGGCGGAGAUUGUCAAGGUGACGUUUUAGAUUCCACACUGCAGAUUAACUAGAGAUGGCAUGAUACCAGUAUUUCUUUUCUGAUACUCGUACUGGAACCUUGAGUAUCAGCUGAUGUCGAUACCCAUCUGAUAUUUUUACUAUAAAAACGUUUUUGUUUUUUUUUUCCUGAAGCACUUCACGUAAUAAAAUCAAUCCGAACAACAACAAAAAAUCUCUUAAAAGUAUUUUUUAUAUGUAAACAUGUCC